Messenger RNA from Arachis duranensis, 2131 nucleotides. RefSeq names its product probable Ufm1-specific protease. The transcript is spliced from 12 exons. NCBI's taxonomy places the organism in Eukaryota, Viridiplantae, Streptophyta, Magnoliopsida, Fabales, Fabaceae. The record is from RefSeq and is a predicted model, not a curated record. The annotation marks the transcript as partial.
ACAGUGGAGCUUCGGACAUUGAUUCCUAAAGGCUUUGAAGUAAUUGGAGCGCUUGCUUACGGAGCCGACGCCGACGCUCAAGCGGCAGUUUAUGCUGCUCGCAGACUGAGGAAGCUUCUAUACGGUGAAGAGGAAGGGGAUAAUCGACCGGUGAUCGGAGCUGUCGCCGCCGGUUCCGGCGAGCUGAAAUUUUUCGUGUCGGAGAGUGGAAAAUCGAAUAGCCUCGAAGAGGUUGAUUCAGUUGUUGAAGAAGAACAUUCGGAGAAGUAUGUGUGGGAGAAUGGUUGCUUGGUUCGUUGUGAGCUUCCGAUCAAGUUGCCAGUAUAUUAUCCUCUCAAGAAUACGAGUGAUGUUGAGAAAGCAUUUGUGAGGGCAAUUGAGGCUGUUGUUGCUAAGUUAAGAGAUUCACAGGCUGUGUACAUGUUAGAGGCAUUAAACAAGACCUCUAUGGAUCUACCUGCACCCAUUGUAAUUCGUGGUGGGCAUUUAGACUUUCGUGCAGACCUCUCCAACAUCUGGCCUUUGGCUGAGGGUGGUGAUAAUUUUGAUGUGAACUCUCUACCGUGUUCAUACUUUUCUGUCAUCAGUAAAGGAUCGUCAGGAUUUUCUGUGGAGAAUGCAGAUACCAUCCAAGUUAGUGUUCUCUUUAACAGCUUAGGGCCAUCAUCAGCGUCUGCUGUGCCUGUUGCAGAGUACAUUCCAGCCCAGGAUGAAGCCAGGCUCCUUGUUGUGGAUAUUAAACUAGAUGUACUCUGCUAUGCUUCUAAGAAGCUCCCCUUGAGGCAUGCAGUUUCAAGAUUAAUCAUCCCUGGUUUAGCUGAUCAGUUAAAUGCAUUGCAGAAUUCAAUGUUGCCUAACCUUUUGGGACAACACCCUCAGAUAAAACCUUAUCACUUCAGUCCUCCUCAUGUUCUGCAUCCAAUUACUGUUUUCUAUGAACUGAGUUUCGGGGAGACAGAAAUGAAGCAAGUUGAAGUUAGGAGAUCCUUACACACAAGGUUGGGAUUACCUUUUGAUCGACCCCUUCUGAGAAUCGCUAACGCCUUGGAUUUUUCAAAAUUGAAAAAUGGUGGUCUUGGCUCUCAACAAAAGGGUUCAACUUUACUCAGGGAUGUACACAUUGGGAUUCCAAACAGUGGGGUUUCUGGGGGAAGUGUUUCUCUUGUUCAAGGUUCCUAUGAAUACUUUCAUUAUCUUCAGGAUGGUUUUAAUGAUUCGGGAUGGGGUUGUGCUUAUCGCUCUCUCCAGACUAUCAUUUCAUGGUUCAGACUCCAAAACUACUCAUCUAUAGAGGUUCCUUCUCAUAGAGAAAUACAGCAGUCACUUGUGGAGAUUGGUGAUAAAGAUCCUUCUUUCGUUGGGACACGUGAUUGGAUUGGUGCCAUUGAGUUGAGCUUUGUUUUGGACAAACUUCUUGGCGUCACAUGCAAAGUGAUCAACGUUAGAUCCGGAGCUGAGCUUCCAGAAAAAUGUCGAGAGCUAGCAUUGCACUUUGAGACCCAAGGAACACCAAUUAUGAUUGGUGGUGGUGUACUUGCAUAUACACUCUUGGGAGUGGAUUACAAUGAAGCAAGUGGAGAUUGUGCGUUUUUAAUACUCGAUCCACACUAUACAGGCACAGAUGAUCUGAAAAAGAUCGUUAAUGGUGGAUGGUGUGGGUGGAAGAAAGCUGUCGAUAGCAAAGGAAAGAAUUUCUUCUUGCAUGAUAAGUUUUAUAAUCUCCUUCUACCACAGAGGCCCAACAUGGUUUGAUAGGAUCAUUUUCAUGGAGGGUAACAGUUCCUAGUUUGUACCAAUUUUUUUGCAAUGGAAUGGUAGUUUUUCAUGGUUGGAAUUUGAUAGUUCAAUUAAUUAGUUGACUCACUUUUGGGUUGGUGUUUGUAACUGGCAUUCUGCGACUGAAGUCUAUUAUAUAGGAUUUACCGCUGUUAUCUAUUUGAGUUACUUGGACAAGUAAAUGAUGCGAGCAAAGGGUAUUCCAAGAUAAUUAGAGUAUUAUUUUAUCAUUUUAUUAACUUUUUUACUUUAGAGGAAUUUGAUCCUCCAACUAUAAUAGUUAUAAUAGUUAAUUUUUGUAAUAAUGAUUCUUUUAAAGUUUUGUAGUUUAAUAUAUUAGUGCUUUGACUGCUUU